AUGGCUUCAAGUCCCGAGCCCAAGGAUUUUGCCGAGGAUUCCUUCGAAGAUGUCAGCGAGGAGAGAACCCAGACUCCUCCACCGUCACUACCACAAAGCUCUUCCACCCGGUCUCUGACCGACCGUCGCCUCUCCAAUGGAUCCGUCACCACUCCUCGCGCCGAGAAUGCUCCUCCCCUGCCCUCCGCGCCGGUUGAUAGUGAUAGCGAGGACUCCGUAGACGACAACUCCCCUCUCCAUUCGGAGGUGGAGGAUACCCCGAAGAGAACAAAGUAUCAAAAGUCACCACUGCUCACUGCCCACCGCCUAUCGACGACUUCGCUGGACGAGGUCAAUCUGGCAGGCAAUAAGGAUGAAGAGAAAUCGCCUGGUGCGUCUAGCCCAGAAUCCCAGUCACACUCUGCGUCCCCCGACAUAGGUUCGCCCGAUUCGACUACCGCAAAGCAAAGCGUAUCGUCGACCUUCAUGUCUAGCCUGUCUUCAGUGCCAUGGCCUGCAGCCGCAAAGCCAACUGCGCCCCCGGCCGUUCCUCCCGCUCAACCCGCGCCGCCUGCACCACCCGGCCGCAAACUCACAAGUCCCUUUGCAUGGCUGUCGAGGGCGAGCACAUCAGGAAAGGACCCUAGGUCUCCUCCAGUCGGUUCAACAGACACCCGAAGGAACACUGCUGCAUCAGUCUCGACCCUCAACACUUUCGACGAGGGCGACAGUCUGAGCAUCGGCUCACGAAAACCAGGCCUCAGAGAUCAAUUCAAGCUCCUUCGUUUGCGCGAAGAAGGCCCAGAUGUCGACCAAGCGAGUAUUGCUUCCGGCCAGGCCUCCGUCAGCCAAGGCGCGGGUACUCCCACCGAAGAGCACAAGGAUAACAUUUCCGUCUCUUCGCCUGCUGUUGCAGCAUCUGGCUCAUUUCCAGCAGUCAACCCCAAUUUGGCCCCGGGAACAGUUUCGGGAAUAUCGACAUCUGCAACAGAUGCAGCUGUCCCUGUAGACUGGGAGCUAUGGGAGAACAUUGUGAAUAAUGGACCUGAGGCUUUAACGGGUGCUAAUUCAGACGAGCUCAAUGCGGCAAUCAAGCGAGGUAUUCCUCAGACCAUUAGAGGCGUCAUAUGGCAAGUCUUGGCCGACAGUCACAAUCCUGAACUCGAAGAAAUGUACAGGGACCUCGUGGCUCGAGGCACAAACAAGGAACGACACAUCAGCGUGAACGGGACCCAAAGCAGUAUUCACUCAGAGAAAGCAUCUGUAGCCUCUUCGCGCUCCUCCAUUCGCUCGGACCAUUCUAUUUCUCCGUCCCUGUCCAGCCAUGUGACGCCCUCCUCGAGUCCAGAUGCAGAGAAAGCUAUCAAGGAUCAAUUGGCAGCGGAAGUGGCUCGUAAGAAAAAGGCAAAGGAAGAUGUGGAGGCAAUCCGGAAGCUAGAGAAGGCCAUACGAAGAGACCUGGGCUCUCGAACAAGCUACUCUAAAUAUUUUGUCUCGCAAGGCAGCCAGGAAGCCCUCUUCGGCUUAUGCAAGGCUUACGCGCUAUACGACGAAGCUGUCGGCUAUGCACAGGGCAUAAAUUUCAUUGCCAUGCCCCUACUUUUCAACAUGGAUGAAGCCGAGGCAUUUGGCCUUCUCGUCAAGCUGAUGAACAAGUAUGGCUUACGAGACAUGUUUAUCCAAGAUAUGCCUGGUUUGCACCUUCAUUUGUUUCAGUUCGAACGGCUUCUCGAGGAUCUUGAGCCGGCAUUAUAUUGCCAUCUUCGCCGACGCGGAUUGAGCCCCCAGUUAUAUGCCACCCAGUGGUUCUUGACGCUAUUUGCAUACCGAUUCCCUCUUCAGCUCGUCCUUCGGAUUUACGAUCUUAUUUUCGAAGAGGGCUUGGAAAGUACUAUCCUUCGCUUUGGCGUGGCCAUUAUGCGUCGAAAUUCCGAAGCCUUGCUCGGUAUGAAAGAUAUUACCAGCCUGUCUCAGUUUGUCAAAGAAAAACUCUUCGACGUCUAUAUUGAUCAGCAACCUUCGGCCAGCUCUAUAUUGGAGUCCGGCUUCUUUGGAAGUUCCGGUGGCAGCGAAAAGGAGGUCUAUCGAUCUGAUCUCAUGGUACAAGAUGCUUGUGAGAUACCUCUAACUCCCGAGCUUAUCCGGUCAUAUACCACCGAAUGGGAAGAGAAAACCCGUGUGGAAAGGGAGAGAGAGCAGGAGCUUGAAGGAUUGAGACACACAGCCACUUCACAAGCUGCACGGAUAAGAUCGUUAGAAGAGCAUGCUGAGAAAUCCGAUCAAGAGCAUGUUCAGCUGGCUUCUGAACUGGUACGGAUGAAGGUUGAGAAUGAGGAGUUAUCGGACGCCAACGAGAGCCUGCAAGUUCAAGUGCAGGAACUGAAGAUUGUAGUUGACAAGCAGCCUGCUGAGGUUGAAGAAAAACUACAGACCGAAAUGGAACGGAUCAUGAAACGAAACAUGGAGGUUCAAAAUGAGAACCGGAAUAUGGAGGAACAGAUGUCAGACAUGGAAAGGGACCUUGUCGAUACGAAGAUGAAAUGGGCAGAGCUAUCGGAAAAUCACGAAGGUCUAAAACAGAAAUGGGCGGACCUGCGCAAAGCACUGGAUGGAUAG
Talaromyces rugulosus is the source of this 2595-nucleotide messenger RNA. RefSeq lists its product as uncharacterized. The transcript has 4 exons. The coding region runs from base 1 to 2595 and encodes 864 amino acids. NCBI's taxonomy places the organism in Eukaryota, Fungi, Ascomycota, Eurotiomycetes, Eurotiales, Trichocomaceae. The record is from RefSeq and is a predicted model, not a curated record.